This is a messenger RNA of Bactrocera dorsalis (oriental fruit fly), 1905 nucleotides long. RefSeq lists its product as uncharacterized. The record is from RefSeq and is a predicted model, not a curated record. Lineage: Eukaryota; Metazoa; Arthropoda; Insecta; Diptera; Tephritidae. Bases 142 to 450 code for a protein of 102 amino acids. The transcript is spliced from 3 exons.
CUAAUAUUUAAAACGAAUUGGAGUGAUUCAAUACAAAGUAAGUAUGUUUUAGCCGUACUUUUCAACAAGUGCAUCAAUUGUGCGUAUCAGGUCUUAAGUAACUAAACACAAGUGCUUUUACUUGCAUUUCAUUUCAAAGAAAUGCUUACAGAUGAUGAUAUUUUGGCAGUGCUAGAGGCCUCAGACGCCCCCGAUUUUAGCAGCGAUGAUGAAGAACGAGACAAAAAUUAUGAGCCAUCGGACAGCACCGACAGUGAAGGCGAGGAAGAAGCAGAUAUUGAAGGAAACGUAGGUGAAGUGCUUCCUGAGUUAGGUCACGAAGAAAAUAUUGAACCGAGUUCAAGUCGUCGUCCGAUUUGGAGAAGGAAACCUUUUUGCCAACCAAUUAUCGAUAUGCCUGUUGCAGAGGAAGUUGACUAUGCAGUAGAUACGCCGACACCUCUAGAAUAAUGCUAAAUAUUUUGAUAACGUAUUUUUCGAAAAUGCGGUUAAUUGCACUAAUAGAUACGAAUUUGCGAAUGCAGGUGGCAUGUUAAAAACAACCACUAAGGAAAUCAAAAACUUUUUUGGAAUACACAUUGCAAUGGGUUGCAUUCACUUUCCUAGAAUUCGAAUGUAUUGGCAGAACAAAUUUAAAAUUCCACUGGUAGCGGAAACAAUGACUCGCGACAGAUUUUUUAAGUUAAGAGAAACAUUCCACGUCGUUUUUCCAAGCGACGUUCCUGAAACCCAAAGAAGACUCAAUAUUUUUUGGAGAGUGCAACCAAUUAUUGAUGCAGUGCGGAAUGCCUGUUUGAAAAUUUCAAGAAAAAGGGGGGGAGCAUAUUCCAUAGACGAACAAAUGAUACCCUUUACUGGUCGUUGUCCAGUUCGUCAAAGCUUGCCUAACAAACCAAGAGGCGUUGGAUUGAAAAACGAAGUAUUGACUACAUCAGAUGGACUUGUUCUCGAUUUCGAGAUUUAUCAGGGCAAGACAACACCUCUACCAGAGGAAAAUAUUGGAAUCGGUCCCGCAUUUGUUUUGCGUCUGACACAAACCUUACCAGAAGGGUCAAAAGUAUUUUUUGACAGAUACUUUACUACUUUGCCGCUGUUAGAAAAGCUUCUGGAAAAUGGAAUUUACGGAACUGGAACAAUUAUGCGAAACCGCAUAAAAUGUGUCAGUUUGACUAACGACAAAAAAAUGAAAAGAGGAGACAUGGAGGAAUUUGUGAUCCAAAUGACAAAGUUGUCGUUGUACAAUGGAAGCACUCAAAGUCAGUUUUGCUGGCCUCAACCGCAUUUGGCUGCAGUCCAGUGGAUGACGUUCGUCGUUGGUGCAAAAAAGAAAAAAAAUUCAUCCAAGUUGCUCGUCCAAAUAUAGUCCAGCACUACAAUAAGUCAAUGGGUGGUGUGGACAUUUGCGACCAACAAAUGGAAGCGUACCGAACAUUUUUUAAAACCCGAAAGUGGACACUAAAAGUAAUUAUUCAUUUCAUUGACUUAGCGUGUUGCAAUGCUUGGAUGGAGUAUCGUAAUUUUUGUCGGGAAAUUAGAAUGCCACCAAAGGCUAUACACGAUUUGCUAAGUUUUCGGCUUGCGCUAGCAGAAGCUUUGGUAGCAGAUCAAACCAACACGAGCGUGGAGUGGUGCUCUGGAUCAGAAUCAGGCGACGUUGAUUUAACUCCACCUUCAGAACGAUACCGUCCAGCAGACCAACCAUGCCCUGAAAAGCGGCUAGAUGGUAUCAAUCACUGGCCAGAAGAAUCUGACCUAAAAUCAGCCCGUAUGUGCCGUCGAAAAGAGUGUAAGUCACGUACGCGCACGCGUUGCACCAAGUGCGAUGUAUAUUUAUGCUUUAGUAAGAAAAAGAAUUGUUUCACUAUUUAUCACACGAAAAAAUAAAUAAAAAGUUUAAAUAGUUAG